Molecule: messenger RNA, 1126 nt
Organism: Panicum hallii
Lineage: Eukaryota; Viridiplantae; Streptophyta; Magnoliopsida; Poales; Poaceae
Product: probable glutathione S-transferase GSTU1
Exons: 1
Coding region: 50-727 (225 amino acids)
Biological process (GO): glutathione metabolic process
Cellular component (GO): cytoplasm
Molecular function (GO): glutathione transferase activity
Source: RefSeq, a predicted model, not a curated record
GAGAGAGAGAGAGCAAGAGCAGAGAAGAGAGAGACCACAAACCACAGCAAUGGCGGGGGAGAAGAAUAAGGGUCUGCAGCUGCUGGACUUCUGGGUCAGCCCGUUCGCGCAGCGCUGCCGCAUCGCGCUGGCGGAGAAGGGCCUGCCGUACGAGCCCCUGGAGCAGGACCUCUCCAACAAGGGCGAGCUCCUCCUCCGCGCCAACCCCGUCCACGGGAAGGUCCCCGUGCUCCUCCACGGCGGCCGCCCGAUCUGCGAGUCCCUCGUCAUCCUCCACUACCUCGACGAGGCGUUCCCGGAGGCGGCGCCGGCCCUGCUCCCCUCCGACCCGCGCGCCCGCGCGCACGCUAGGUUCUGGGCGGACAUCGCGGACAGGAAGGUGUUCGAGUGCGGGACCCGGCUAUGGAAGCUCAAGGAUGGGGAGGCGCGGGCGCGGGCGCGAGGGGAGAUGGUGGAGGCCCUGCGGGCCCUGGACGCCGAGCUCGGGGACAAGCCCUACCUCGCCGGCGAGGCGUUCGGGUUCGCCGACCUCGCCGUCGUGCCGUUCGCGGCGUGGUUCCCCGGCUACGCGCGCCUCGGGGAGUUCAGCCUCGAGGAGGUGUGCCCGAGGCUGGCGGCGUGGGCGGAGCGGUGCGGCGAGAGGGAGAGCGUCGCCAGGAACAUGCACCUGCCGGAGAAGGUGUGCGAGUUCAUCGCCUAUCUCAAGGACAAGUACGGUGACAAGUAAAGCGACGGAUCGGAUCCGUCGCGAUUCAAGCUGCGGAUUGCUCUGCAUGUGCGAGAACUGAAUAAAGGAUUCUCGUCUAUGCUCUGUUCUUGUGGCUGUUGGCCAUUGCUCAUCGUUAUAGGCUGAUUGAACAAAGGAUUUGUUUGUCUGCUUAUCUUGGUUUUAUAGCAACUUCAUCGUCUGUUGCAUCUAUACUGGCAUUGGCUAACGCUGAAAUUGUCACGGCUGGCCUACAAAGCUGCUGAUCACUUUCGCACUCCGCUCUGAUCAUGACACGAGUGGCCUUUGCAUGGGGCAUUCGACAGGAAAAUGGUUGCUCUAACUUUGAUUCCUCUACAUUUGGAUCAUUAACACGUGGGUUCGGAUCCACGUGCCAGGGCCAAAGUCAGAAAAGCCCCG